This is a messenger RNA of Dreissena polymorpha, 2168 nucleotides long. RefSeq lists its product as uncharacterized. Bases 109 to 630 code for a protein of 173 amino acids. The record is from RefSeq and is a predicted model, not a curated record. The transcript is spliced from 4 exons. NCBI's taxonomy places the organism in Eukaryota, Metazoa, Mollusca, Bivalvia, Myida, Dreissenidae.
CUUUGGCUACUGCAAAGGUGUGUACAAAAAAUACGUUAUUAGGUCAUUAAGGGUUCCCGAUAUGUCCUUACGCAUAAUUUAAAUCAGAAUGCUUCUAGAAUUAGUAUCAUGCUGGAAAGAGUAACUGUCAUGUUGGAAAAAAUGGCCACACGAUUUUUUGGUAUAUUACCAAUACUUAUGAGUUGGCAAGGUUUGCUUAUGUUCACAUUGUGUGUGAGUUGGACACAUGGAGCAUCUAUUUCAAAAGGUCAGACAGAGUAUUUUGAUGACCCCACCGGUCAGUAUAGGCCAUGCUCGGACAUCUGCGAGCCCUUGGGAAGUUCUGAGCGCGCAUGCGCUCGAUUUUGUCCUAAUUACGUCCACGCGCAAUCCAAUAGUACCGCCGAUGAAAUAUCGCACCCAUUGAAAGCGGUGGAGGUGGGCGUCUCAGUAGGAAUCGGGGUGCUGGUGGCUGUGGUGGCCAGUAUAGCGAUUGUGAUGGUGUUAAUCCGUCGUCGAAAGAAGAUACCUGCUAAGAAACCAGUGCAAGAAACAGGUUACAGGCCGGACCACAAUGGCCAGGAACUCAAAACGCUCAUACCUGGCCAGAGAGAUGUGAGAAAUGAUUCCAACUUCCACACUGACACCUGACUGACGAAAUGACAAUACAUGUGAUAAUGAUCAAUUAAAGUAGUCUUUCAUCUGGUUCAGUUUGUUAGGUUUUAAAUCUUACUUCUUCACGGUAUUUCAACAAUGUAUCAAAUGUUAAAUUUUUUACACAAUUAUAUUAAGUUGCAUUGAAUGCAAAUUGACUAGACGCGAUAAGAUUAUAACUUUUGAAAGUGAGAAAAUGUGUUCAAAGCGUUAUAAUAUGUUCAUUUAUAAACAUAAUUGAUUUUUUUAAAUUAAUUCAUUUACUUGUUAAUUUGCUAAACCAGGAUACAUUUAUCAUUGCUCAAAAGCAGGUCACAAAAGAUUUUAGUAGUUCCACAGAAAUUAUCCAUCUUAUGAAGGAAGAGACUUUUCCUAAAAACGUUUCAAUAUGGCAUUAUUUUGGACAGGGAAUAUGCAACGCAUGGACAAACUAUUAAGCUGGUUGUCUAUACCCAAUCUUCCACUUUAUCACAGUGAUAAACCGUACAGAAAAUUUCAACUGAAAAUGGUUGCUCAAAAAUGCUCAAUUUGUUUAUCAGAUUUAUGCCGUCUCCACAUUCAUUUUUAAAUCUCUGUUGAAUAGCCUUUUAUUAUUGAAUUUGUUUCUAAUUUAGAUCGUGAUGUUUUUCUGUUAACUUUAGUUACCAAAACAGUUUUCUUAGACUAGUUAUUCAUAACUUCUAGCAAUGAAAUUUAACGCUACAAAUUGUUGAUAAUUGUUACUGUUGGGCUUUCAAAUAAUUUUUCCUGGAUCCCGAAUAAGUAUCGUACCUGUAAAAGACGUCUGACUCAGAAUGUGUGAUACACGUCUUUAUUUGUUUUGAAGACUUUAUUAUUCCCGCGGAAUUCUGCAAUUAUUUUUUAAAUGCCAAGGAAUGAUUGUGUGUUUUAUGUAUGUUAAUGAAUAUUUUAUUGAGCAUGGCCAGUAUAUACUGGGCUUUUUCUGAUUUAAAAUGAAUAAUUGCAUAAUGCUCGCAAGUGUCUCGGCAGUUUUAGAAAUGUAUGGCUUUUUGGAGUCAGUUUAAUUUGUGUAUAAUCCAACCAAUAAAUACUUAGUUCCAAUUGUAUAUGGAUUUAAGUUCACUUUUUCUUUCCAUUAUGUGUUUUUGGAAUCGAUUUUGUUUCUGUUUAUGCAAUCUUAAGAGACUUAGCAACACUGUACUGAUCUCUGUUGAGAAGAGUUCUCAACACUCUGUUGGCACUGUUUUAAUACACUUUACUAUAAUUCAUUUUUUGGAAGAGGGGGUGGUGAGCUUUGUGGUGGUUUCAUUGUGUUUAUUGUUUUGUUCUAGAUUGUGUGCGAAACCCUUUUAAUAUGCCAAUCUUUUGUUUGAUUGAUUUAUAUCUUUGACAAAUGUCUAAAUGUUUUACAAUUGCUCAUUGUUGAACGUCGCUGGUCGUCAUAUUCAUCGUUAUUAUCACCAUCUAUUGUGCGUGUUAAUUUUUUGUCUGUGGUGAAUUGAAAUUGUUGCAAGUUAUCUGAUUAAAUAAUAUAAAACUGUAUUUUUUCUUCAGGAGGCAGUUAUCGUACGUUA